AUGUUCAAGGCCAGUGUGCGUAGCCUACAGAAAGCCAGCAAGCAAGCCCGUAGAGAUAGACUGGAGGGCCUCAUACAACAAGCCGAGCAUGCUGCCAAGCAACACAGUCCCUCGGAACUUUACCGGAUCAUCAAUCAGAUUGCCCCCAAGAAGCGACAUGAUCGCAUUCGAGUUAGAUCCGAAGACGGACGUCUACUGGACAAAAAGAAAGAAUUUGAGGCUAUCUUCACUUACUUUCAGAAAGCAUUCAGUAGGCGGGACACCUUCGACUGCCCUCCUCUUCAGCCUCUAGGUAUAGAACCUUCUGAAGUUCAAGAAGCGAUCAUGCAGCUUAAGAACAAUAAAGCUGUGCCGGAGGGAAGUCUUCCUGCUGAGAUGUGGAAGCUCUGCCCGGAGCUGUGUGCCGAUUGGCUAUCGCGCAUCCUUGCCCAGAGCACGCAGCACAAUAGUCUUCCUGCAGAGGUAUUAGCAAUUGUGCUUCGUACGCGGCUACUGGCCAUUGUACAAGAUCGCCUUCGCGCCAUCCCGCAAUUUGCUUACUGCCCACAAAAGGCAAUAGACCAAGCCAUUAGCCGGGUUGCGCAGCACUGCGCGACAGUAAGGGAACUGGUUCGGCAUAAUACGGUUGCCACCCACGAGCGUCGGGAAGGACGGCAGCAGGCAGAGUGCAAGGGAGGCAUCAUGCUCAGCCUGGACUUGAGCAGAGCAUUCGAUUUGCUCAGUAGAGCUGCCUUGGACAAGUCCUUUACUGCCGCCAACGUUCCUGCCGAACUGCGCACAGCAACUAUCCAGAUCCACGAAUCCUGCCGCUACACGGUCCGGCAUGGAUCACAGCAGGACCAAUUUGCACUACAGGUUGGCGUUAGGCAAGGGUGUGCACUUUCGCCGCUGCUGUAUGCACUGUACACAGCCUGGCUAUAUGAGCAGAUUGCCCUAGAGACUGAUCAUCAGUGGGCGAGUCGUUUCUUGACCAUCUUCGCAGACGAUAACUCACAGCUGUACGGCCUGCAUGCGGUCGGACUGACUGCGCCGGUCCUGCGCGACCUAGAAGCUGCAGACGCACGUGCAUUGCGGGCUAUUGCGACAUCACCUGCCCACAUCUUUCAUGAUACCCUGAAGAAGCUAUUGGUCAAGCGCUGUGCACGAGUGUCUGAUGACUGGCAGCGCAACUGGUUCGAACGCCAGCUUCAGGCUCUCGAGAACAGCUCGAGCACAGUGGAUGUUUCCCUGCAAGUGCACCUUACCCCACAAGGCAUCCCCGGAGUUCCGUGUCCUGAGUGUGGUGUUGUCUUCGUUAAUCGUAGACAUAUGCUGUCACAUGCUGCCAGAAAACACAAGUCUCAGGAGCCUGCCGGGACACCGCAGGAAACAUCCAAAGACACGCGCAAGUCUGGAGUCUGGUACAUGCAGCAUGCUGUAAUGGGCAUGCCACACUGUCGACAUUGUGACAAGAAGUUCACUAGGUUCGAAGGGUUCAAGAAACAUCUCCGGCAAGCCUGUCCCAUCCUACAUGCCAAUUGCCCCGUUGUCCCCAGUCAGCCCAAACAGUGUGACACGCUGCUGCAAACGGAGCACGCCGCCGAGCUGGUGGUCCAGGUAGCCUCAGCUCGGGAGGGGUCCGAAGGCCCGACCCCUCAGGCGUGCCCCGACGAUGCAGAGCCGGCAUCGUCCGUUAAUGUCUCCGAUGCGCUGCAGUAUUGUGACAAGUUUAGGACCUUGUCGCUGAGCGGCUGGCGCAACGUCCUGAGGGACCAGGAAUUCUGCAAAAGCCUGAGUACUUACUGCGUUCUUUGUGGUCAAUGGGCUUCCCCAACAGGUUUCAAGCAGCACAUCCGCCUCUGCCAUCAGAACACACAUGCAAUUCAUGCCCGAGCAGUUGCGCGAUGCACACAGAUUGGGCUCGCAGCUGUGUCCCCGUGUCGGUACUGCGGUGCUGUGGUGAAGCUGCCCUCCAGGUCUCAGAAGAUGGCGUCGAUGGAUGUGGAAGAGAACGACCGCGCGGCAGUGGCCCAGAGGGAGAUGGCGGUCCUGGGGCUUCCAGGGGCGAAUCCAACGCCGGGCGCGGCGUCCGGACAAGCAGAAGGCGACAGCUGGAAGAACUGGGAGAAGGAGAACAAGGGCUGGGGCGAGCAGGAGGGUCGCCAGAAGUGGCCCAGGAGCGAGGGGGGAAAAGGCCCAGGACGCUCCUAUGGUGGCUGGCCAAAGCGGAAGACUCCCGAGCAGGAGGAGAAGGCGGCGUUGGACAAGCAAACCCAGGUCCUUCUGCAGCUCAUGACGCGGAUGACCCUCCGACACGAGAAGGAACUCUGCAGAAUCAGAGUCGACACCAGUUUCGUAAUGUUCUGCGAUGUCGGCAACCACGGAUGCCUUCCUCAGCUGAAGGCGACGGCAGAGAACUGGUCGGAGAAGUAUGUGGCCCAGCAAGUUACAACGUCGCUCAGGGUCAUCAUGAUGCUCACCCUAGUUCGAGCCCUUCGGGACAAGCUGGACAAGGUGACGGUGGACGACGAACUGGCGGGGAAGUACAAAACCCUCUCCUGGCUCACCGACGGCGCGAACGCAAUGUCGCCCUGCUGGAACUAUCUGGAGUGGAGCAGCUCGGAGAAGAAGGAGAAUGUGUCGCAGACCACCCAGCCGAUCAAGCACCAGGACGUCCUCAGCAUCCUCGACAGGCUGGAUCAUUUCAUUCCGCAGCCGGGCAUCCUCACCGCCUUUCAGAACACCAAGGGCAUGGACUCCCGCCAGGCAAGCGAGGUAGUGCCGUUCUUGAUCAGCGUCGGCCUUCGUCAGGAGGGGACAGCGGAGGUACACGCAAGCCUGCAAAAACUAUCCGGCUGCUCCUGUAUGAAGCUAGUAGCAUGCCGUUUGCGGCGACCGCGGUCAACGCCCACAGUUGGCCAAGAGCCUCGAAGAAGCCUUCAUGGCGACGGAGUACUGCGAUUGGUCCAAUCGUCGCACACAGUAGAGGACCCAGGUCGGUCUUCUACAUCUGGCGCGUCCAGGUCGACGCGCCAGGAUGGUGAUGUGGAGGCGCCGGCCUUACCAGCAGCUCGUCUGGUCAAUCCAGAUAAUCUCUGUUACGCCAACUCAGUUCUCCAGGCAUUCUAUUGGGGAGGCGUCGUUACUCGUCGGCUCGCAGAGAGCUAUGGUGCAGCGCAGGCUGGCGUGCACAUACUCGCUAGAUCAGGCAAUCCCUAUCUCCCACAAUGCAUGCCACUGCAAAUCCUGUUCAGGGGGUGGCGCAAUCUCCGCAGGCAGAAUGAUGCAGCUGAGUUCUAUGCACAUGUUGUAGAGGUAGCACAAGCCAGUAUUUAUGCCGGUGCCUGGGAAGCUCGCCUUGAUAAUCCACACACAGUUUCGGAUGGAGGCACUUUGCAGAGCCCGGUGCUACUUCACUUCCCAGGCGCGGAUCUCACAGCCCUGAUACAUGCGUGGCACCGGCAACAUGCCAUUCACGCACUGCGAUUUCAUUCAGGAGUUCUCACGCUGCAAUUGUGUAGGUACAUAGGCCUCCGCAAGAAUCGACAGUCAUUACCUAUCACAGCAGGUGAGCGCAUCAGCCUGCCCGUCUUUUCUGAGCCUCAGGGCACGGAUGUGCGUUGGGAAUCCUUCCGGGUUAUAUGGGUCAUCUUUCAUCUGGGUGCUACCGUCACGUCGGGACAUUAUCAGGCUGCCCUAUGCCUGCAAGCUGGUGGUAAUUGGGUCUACAAGAUUUGUAAUGACGCUAAGAGCCCUAAAGACCCCAACCUUAAGGAAACCCAGCACAUAGCCCGGGAUGGUUACCUGGUAGGACUCCUUCACAUCCCUGCCAACAGCGAAUAA
Molecule: messenger RNA, 3822 nt
Organism: Symbiodinium sp. CCMP2456
Lineage: Eukaryota; Dinophyceae; Suessiales; Symbiodiniaceae
Source: the annotation of a GenBank genome assembly